Messenger RNA from Uncinocarpus reesii 1704, 2130 nucleotides. RefSeq lists its product as uncharacterized. The transcript has 4 exons. Gene Ontology annotation, cellular component: endoplasmic reticulum. NCBI's taxonomy places the organism in Eukaryota, Fungi, Ascomycota, Eurotiomycetes, Onygenales, Onygenaceae. The record is from RefSeq and is a predicted model, not a curated record. The coding region runs from base 1 to 2130 and encodes 709 amino acids. Gene Ontology annotation, molecular function: protein disulfide isomerase activity.
AUGAAGACUGGCUUGUGGGCGGUCUCCCUUCUAGCUGCCGUUUUACGGCCAGUGUUUGCCGGGUCGAACAAUUUAGAGAAAAGGGCGGAUGACAAACCUAGCGAUGAUGGAUCGGAUAAGUCGACAGUAUUCGACGGUGUACGUGUGCCGCCAUUGAAAGAAUUCAAUGCUGCGGACUUUGAAGAGGGUAUCAAGGAUGGUUACUGGUUUGUUAAAUACUAUUCUCCUUAUUGUCAUUUCUGUGAGGCCGUUCGACCCACAUUCCAGACUCUUUAUGAAUUUUACUAUACAUCCAAUCCAUUAAAAUCAUCCACAUCGAAACAGACUUCAAGCCCAGAAUCCUCCCUCAACUCCUUCCAGGGCUAUUACGACUUUCGGUUCGCGUCGAUGAACUGUGUUGUAAACGGAGACAAAUGUAUGGAAUUGGACGUCGGGGAGUGGCCGACCUUUGCCCUCUAUCGCAAAGGAGAACUGGUCGAAAAGUUUAAAGGGAAUAAUGAUAUGAAAGGUCUCAGCGGAUUCAUUGAAAAAUGGCUAGAAUCAAUCAAACCUGGGUCACGACCCAGAACGGAAAUGAAACUGCCGGAACCUGGUGCGAAGUCCGCUCCUGAACAGCCAAAGGAAAAUGACAAAGUUUUGGCUGGCGAUGACGGUGCACCCGCUUCUUCAAAACAGCCAGGUCGCGGUGCCGAUAACCAGCUACCGACUCCCAAUCCCCAAGGCAUAAGCGUUCCUCUAACGGCAGAAAGCUUCCAAAAACUCGUCACUACAACGAGAGAUCCAUGGUUUGUGAAGUUUUACGCUCCAUGGUGUUCUCAUUGUCAGGCCCUUGCCCCAAUUUGGAGCCAGAUGGCCAAGGAUUUGAAAGGCAAGCUGAAUAUAGGCGAAGUCAACUGCGAGGUUGAGAAAAGACUUUGCAAAGAUGCUCGUGUUAAUCUCUAUCCGACGAUGUAUUUCUUCCGUGGAGGCGAGCGGGUUGAAUAUGAAGGACUACGAGGUCUUGGUGAUCUCGUAAACUAUGCUAAGAAGGCUGUUGAUGUCGUCGGCAGAGGCGUCCAAUAUGUGGACGCCGCAGCGUUCAAGAAGAUGGAAGAGACCGAAGAAGUUAUUUUCUUGUACUUCUUCGACCAUGCCACUACUUCGGAGGAUUUUGCAGCAUUGGACCGAUUGACACUUAGUCUUGUCGGCCGUGCCCGUCUCGUCAAGACCAACAGCAGCGUCCUUGCUGAGAGGUUCAAGAUAUCAACAUGGCCUCGUCUCCUUGUUUCAAGGGACGGUAGACCAACUUAUUAUACUGCGCUAGCUCCCAAGGAUAUGAGAGACUUCCGGCAAGUCUUAACAUGGAUGCAAAAAGUUUGGUUGCCAAUCGUCCCAGAACUGACGGCAUCGAACGCAAAGGAAAUCAUGGAGAGGAAAUACGUUGUUCUCGGUAUCCUCAAUAGGCAACGAUCCGAUGAAUUCAUUCAAGAUAAACGGGAACUCAAAAAUGCAGCUAUGGAGUGGAUGGAAAAGCAAACAAAACUAUUCCAACUGGAGCGCCAAGAACUGCGCGAUGCAAAAGAACUGCGCAUCGAAGAGGCCGAUGAUCGCGAUGACCAACGAGCUUUGAGAGCCGCCAAGAAUACUCGCAUUACUAUCAAGGAGGACGAUAAAAAACAAGUUGCCUUUGCCUGGGUUGACGGAAUUUUCUGGGAUAGAUGGAUUCGGACGACCUAUGGCAUUGAUGUUAGGAAUGGAGAACGUGUUAUCAUUAAUGAUGAAGAGAAUCGCCGAUAUUGGGAUACCACGCCAAAUGGAGGUUUUAUUGUCCCCAGCCGCACGUCCAUUUUAGAAACCAUUACCCACGUCGUUUCGUCUCCUAGCAAACUCAGUUCCAAAUCGACCGUUGGAACUUUCGAAAGCAUUUUCUUUUCCAUCCGAACAUUUAUCACCUCUCACCCAAUCAUCACACUUCUAUUGAUUGCCGCUUCUCUUAUCGUCGCCUCAAGCGUAGCUAGAGGCAAACUACGAAGAGGUAGAUCUGGCGGCGGUCUAUUGGGCAACGUCGGAGGCAGCUCUGGGGGAUUCUUCCAUCUUGACGGAAAGGAAGGAUUGCUUGGUAGUGGCGGUGGGAGCGGGAAAGUUGAUUAA